CCGGCCGCUACGAUCCGCUAUCCGUACGUGUUCGUAUUAAAGGGCGCAGUACUGUCCACAGCAAAUGUUGGUGUGGUGACAUUCGAUUCUCGCUCCGAUUGCACGAAUCUGGGAGGUGGACAUAAAGGUGACCUGGGCUUUCACAGGAAGUCGAUUGCCAUAGCUACUUCCACCUUCUAGUCCUUGGCCAGGUCUUCAAAUCUCGGCAAUAUUGGUGCGUCAUGGCGUCAACGGCUGCGGUGGGCCUGUUGAUCGUCCUUUUCUCCUUGAGCAACCCGAUUCUUUCCAGAGCAGCGACGGCUUAUUACGACAUCAGCGAGUAUGCUGAAGUGUUCUCUCCAUCGGGCCCAAGGCAGAGUAUCAUGAUGCCGACGAAGCUUGGGGAGAUUCUUGCAUACAACAAUGAUUUGAAAGUGGGAGACGACCGAGGCACUGUAGUUGGUUUUGUCAAUGGGAACUGCAUUGUAUCGGCAGAGAUUACAGACGGCAUCCCCAAUACGGCGUACGAGUGCUUGGAGACCCUGGUUUACACCGGCGGGAAGUAUGCAGGGAGCGCGCUUACUGUUGCUGGUUAUUAUGACUUCGUCGAGAACGGUCCUCUUGCCAUUGUGGGUGGGACCGGACAGUUUCGGGGGGCAACAGGCGAACUGAAUUAUGCGUAUCCUGACAAUAGCUCCGCUUAUUCGAUACCUAGACUUGUCUUUGUGACUCCAACAUUUCCGAACUCGAUGACGUGCGACCCCGGCAGCAAGAACCCUAACCAGUGCUUUAAUGCAGAUGGAUCGUCGUUCGUCUGCUGUACGAGUGCAUGCGGCAACUCUGGCUCAACCGCCAGUUGCGAGUGAUACAUGUUGGCCUUCUCUUGUCCGUCAUACCAGUGGCUUCAGUGAAUUUGCUGGCAUCGCUUUAAGCAUGUGUGAUGCGUUCAAUGUUCUGAAGGAAAGCAAGAGCGAACAGGUAUUAGUGCACACCCUUUAAGGCCUCGUUGUAGUUUGCGUCGACGCUGCUGAGCUUCACAUGCACUUGCGCCGUCGUUGAAGCAAUUCGUUUCUAAAAUCCCGGAGGAACACUGGCUGCAUCCGUCAUUCUGUAGCGCAUUCUACACAACGGAGGUGGUCAGACCCGAUUUCAAUAAAGCAUGCGGCCCUUUGCUGCAAUGACUUGAAAGUGUCCAAAACAUGUAAUUGCUCGGUGACUCUUAGUUCUGGCGUCUAAUUGUAGAUGUGGCUCGGUAUUCCUUGUGCCACGCAGAAGAGGGUGUGAUGUAUAUUCGGAGAGUGGGAGUGCGGUUUUGUGAACACGGCCGACGAAUAAAGGUUCGAAAUAUUAUAGCCGUUUGCUUGGCAAGAAAGUCGCAAUCGAGCUCUUACCUCGUUUGACG
Molecule: messenger RNA, 1381 nt
Organism: Klebsormidium nitens
Lineage: Eukaryota; Viridiplantae; Streptophyta; Klebsormidiophyceae; Klebsormidiales; Klebsormidiaceae
Source: the annotation of a GenBank genome assembly